This is a messenger RNA of Priapulus caudatus, 1635 nucleotides long. Its product is annotated as fibroblast growth factor receptor substrate 3-like. Bases 1 to 1635 code for a protein of 544 amino acids. The record is from RefSeq and is a predicted model, not a curated record. Gene Ontology annotation, biological process: cell surface receptor protein tyrosine kinase signaling pathway. NCBI's taxonomy places the organism in Eukaryota, Metazoa, Priapulida, Priapulimorpha, Priapulimorphida, Priapulidae. Gene Ontology annotation, cellular component: cytoplasm. The transcript is spliced from 2 exons.
AUGGGCUGCAGGCACUGCACGUUGGCCGAGCCAGCGUGCGAGCGAGAGAGAGGCUUCGCCGUCUAUAACGUCGACGGCGUUACCGAGACCCUGGGACCGGGAAUCGUUGACGUCACGCCGGCGGAGAUUCUUUACACGCCCGCCGGCAAUGAGGACUGCCUCUGCUGGGCGCUAGACUGCCUCCGACGAUACGGCUUCGACGCGGAUCUGUUCUCUUUCGAGACCGGACGCAGGUGUGCGACGGGACCCGGCGUGUACGCGUUUAAGUGCAAGCAGGCGCGGCAGCUGUACAACGCUCUGCAGGAAAGCAUUCAGAAAGCUGGUCGGGUGGGCAAUCAGGACGGAUGCACGGACUCGCACGACAAGCAGGCCGUCGCUAGCGUCAAGCGCAACGAGAUCUCCGCCGUCUCGUACGUGAAAAGCUGCGGCAACUCGCCGCCGCUGCCGAUCGCCACCAGGUGGAGUCACGGCGGCGAAGGUCGCUCAUGCGUCACGGACGCCAUCUAUCUGUACAGCGCGUUGCUAGUACCGCACAGCUGCGCCGCACACCGUCGCGCCGAGCCCGCGGCGACGGCGACACUGACGGUAUCGUCAACGUCGACGGCGACGCUCACGGUGUCGUCAACGUCGGCGGCGACGCUCACGGUGUCGUCAGCUUCGGCGGCGACGCACGACUACGUGAACACUAUGUGCGAGAGUCCCGGCAACGGGCGCGAGCGUCCGCGGGCAGGCUGCGAGAGCCCCGAGCUGGCGCGACGGAACCCGAAGAGACGCAGCAGGAGCACUGGUUCAACGGGCACGUCCAGCUGGGCGAACUCUCCCGUGCUCGUGCACCAGAGUGCCGUCACCAAGCUACUACCGAGCGACAGCGAUCGCUGCGCUGUGCGGCGGCAAACGAGCUGCGAGCCUCCGGUGCGCUCGCUGCUCAGCAAGAUGCUGCGGCGUUACAAGAGCGAGACGGACAGCCUGGAGAGUAGCGACGUCGUCGCACGCAGCGACAUGCUCGCGUCGCCCGGCCGCGUGCGCAAGGGUUGCAGCAUGGGACACAUACUAGAGUCGGACGAAACUCCCGCCGAGGUGCGCCACUUUGCGGCGUCGGCGGCGCAGGCGCUGCGACUCGACGUCGGCACGCCGCAGCGAAAAUCCGCCGGCAGGGCGACGUCGACGCUGAAGUGCAACGAGCGCACGCGCAAGACGUCGCCAGCGCCGUCGCCGUGUAAGUCGGCGCUUGACACCGAGCACUGCUACGUGAAUCUCACCGUCGGCAGUGAGCAGCAGAAGACAACGACGACGCCGACGAUGACGACGAGGAGGAGCGCAAUCGACGACGCCUCGUUCGACGUGGGCCGCAGUGGCGCCGCCAACGGACGCGGCGGAUCCGACUCUCGCGUCAACUACAUCAUGUUAGACUUGUCGGAGAAAUCUUCGUGCGCAUGCGCAGGCGAGCAUGUGGCGACGAAGGCCAGUAGCGCGUCGCCGACGAGGGCUAAGCGGCAAUCAGUCACCGCCAAGUCGCUCGAAGGAUACGCGCAGAUCGACUUUGACAAGACAGCAGCUCUCUCCAGAUCCAUCUCGCGGCGAGAUGACGAGUACGGUUCGAGAAAGACACGUCACUGCAGCGAAGUCGAGCAGUGA